Alternaria rosae is the source of this 1675-nucleotide messenger RNA. RefSeq lists its product as uncharacterized. The record is from RefSeq and is a predicted model, not a curated record. Gene Ontology annotation, biological process: regulation of transcription by RNA polymerase II. The coding region runs from base 251 to 1333 and encodes 360 amino acids. Lineage: Eukaryota; Fungi; Ascomycota; Dothideomycetes; Pleosporales; Pleosporaceae. Gene Ontology annotation, molecular function: DNA-binding transcription factor activity; RNA polymerase II cis-regulatory region sequence-specific DNA binding. The transcript is spliced from 2 exons.
UAACACUCAAAAGCCCACUGUUUAACAUAGGCUCCGAGAACGCACUGGCGCAGCAUACAAAUCAGUUCCAUCUUGAAGUUAGUCACGCAUUGCAUCGUACAGAUAUAACUCGUCCCGGAACGCCCUGCAGUUGGCAUCCUCAUCCAGCUUCUACCACAUCAUUUCUAGCUUUACCUGCCUUCAUUCCUCGCCAACCUAUUUGACCUCAAAGACUUGUGGACUACAUUCAUCCCUUUGAGAUCCUUUCAUCAUGUAUUCGUACGCGGACCAGCCCACGCCACCUUUUAACUCGCCUUACCAACAACACACAUCGCGGGUAGGCUCCCUACUUGAGUCACCCUAUCCUUCACCAGGACAACAGGAGCCGCGGCCCAAUUACACACAUGGCCUUGGCUUAUAUGAAGUCCACCCAUCGUUGUCGAACCGUCUCCCUCCAUCACCUCCCCAGCAAUCGGAAAGCUGGGUCGGCACUCAUUAUCCCAACGGCACCUCGGCAGAAGCCACUGCAGAUCCGUAUCUAUCAGGAGCUUUCGAUCACCCAGUCCCUCAUUCGCCGGUACCGUGGAGUUCCGCCCAGGACUCACCUCCUACAUCUCCAGGCGUGUACAGUCAACGCGCGAUGUCUGCUGCUUAUUCGCACGAUGGCUCAGAGUCUGAGUCUUACUCUGAUGUCAGAUUAGAGGGCCCCACAUGGAAUUCAGCAGCUCACAUUCAUUAUGGCGAAGAAGUGCCAGUUACUAUGGGUGGUCCGUCCUUAUCAGGGCAACCGCCGCUCACAGUAGCUCCCGAUCGGCUUAGCACACACAUGUACUCCUACGAGAGUGCGUAUCCAUCACCGGCGAUGCCCACAUACGAGCCGGCAUCGAUAUACAACUACAGCAACCGUAACCCCGUACAGGCAUCGCCAGUGAUCGGGGCUGCCAAUGCACGAGUUCGGAGUACACGAGCUCCUCGAACUUCCCACGCAAUGCCGAAACGAACCCGCAAUCGCCGACACACUGAUCCCGCUAAUGCCCCAUACCACUGCCAUAUUUGCACCGACAGGGGGUUUGCCAGGAAAUACAACCUCAACCAGCACAUGCUUACACAUGAGCAGGAGCGAAAGAGGCCGAAUAUCUGCCCACACCCUCAGUGCAGAAAGAUGUUUGUGCGCAAGACAGAUCUGGCUCGACACGACCAGAGUGUGCACACAGAUAACAGACCUUGGAAGUGUUCAAGGUGCCCUGCAACCUUUCCUCGGAAAGACACGCUUGGCAGACACGAGGAAGAUGGAUGUAGUCGCCGCACCCAAGUGCAUGCCGACGACGCAGCAUUUGCGCGUUCGAAACUCUGAUCGACGGCAUAGGUCAGACUCAGCCGCUACAUGACUCUUUAUCGAUCAGAAAGGGCUGUCCCUGCACCAACACUCGAUACAUGCAGCACGAGAGGACACGUCGGAAGCAGUUCGAUCAGUUGAAAUACUCUACGACGGGUCCUAGCAAGUCGUAUCUCUAUCUAGUUUCAAGGUUUUCUUUACAUUGCGUGGGUGGAAAUUUGCAACAAUGGCGUUUUAGUGCACUCCAAAGAAUGUGAGAGCAAUAGAAAAACUGUAGCUACUUGGUGAGGUUGCCCUGCUUCAUCGCGUAACGGCCCCUCUUGUUUACUAGGCGAAUAUGAUCACGCUCGUUCACACUAC